AUGUCGACAGCAUCUAGUCAGUCCCGAGGAGUCAACCGACGGAUCAAUAGCAUCCAAAAUGAAGGUCGACAUUCGCGCAACUCCUCAGUUUCACGGCGCCGGCCACUCAGCGCCAACGUCGCAUGCAGCCAUGCGCUCCGCGUAGCCUACCUUGCCUAUCUCCUACACCCGCGCUCUCGUCGCAUCCAGACUGUACCCGCCGCGCCGGCGCGGCCUAAGCGAUCAACUACCUCGAUCCAUGAUUUGAUGAGUGACUUUUCGCUGGUCAAGGAUUCCAAGAGCACAAAAAUUCCUCAUGGAUUCGUGGCCGAACUGGAGAAACGUUUGACGGGUGUUUUGAUGGGAAAGGAGCCGCGGAAAGAAUUCAAGGAUGUUCUAGUGGUGCGCACAUUUGCUGCAUUUCUCAACGUGUUGAAGGAGGAUUCCUUCCGCAAGCGCAUGGAAAAGGACCGGCGAGCGGAAGACCUCGUACUCAUCUUCUAUUCCAAUGCGAUUAAGGAGCUCAGCAAGGGCAAGGACCACGAUGAUGACAGCUGGAAGCUCAUGGUAGAUCGCCACGUUGCGCUGUUUGUCCGUUUGCUUGCGCUGAGUCUGAAAGGACAUGAUUGGGCGAAGGACCGCCCGGAGCUUGCAAAUCGACUGUCUGUUCUAGAGAACAAGCUUCUAGUUCAGGAUCAAGAUCUAAUGAAUGCGACCGGUACAACUUCGACCACCGAGGUUGUAGCUCCGUUGACCUAUGAAGUCAAGGACAUGCCCGUUGUGCAACAUGUGGCCAAGAUCUUCGGGAUGACGACUUCCCAAGCUCAGUCCGAGAUAGACAAGCACAAAAAGACAUGGACUGCGAAAGCUGCAUUACAUGACCUGAAGACUUAUCAGACUCAUCUGAGUCUCCAAACUCACAAGACACUGUCAAAGGAUGACUUUGAGACCGAUGACGCCUAUGAUAGCUGGAAGAAAAGCGAAGGUCCUGAUCUUUCGCAGAUGAUGCUAGCCAUCAUGCAGUCUAAUCCAGAACUGGCCAAGAGCACACCCGGUGCUCUGCCUCAGUUCAGCUCACCGGUGGAGGGUGAUUUGUCUAAAACGUCCUCUGCUCGUACUGACCGAACAUCUUAUGGUUCUGAUUCACCUGUCGACCUCAGCGGGCUCUCGUUGAACGGCACCGAUGGAGACUCGGAGGAGUCAGAUACUUAUACAUUUAUCCCUUCCGAUCCUCGGACUGUAUAUAGGUUUAUCUUGUCGCAAACAUUGACUCAUGACCUGCGAAAUCGCGAGGCCGAGGCAGCGACUCACGCUACGUCUGAUGCCCCUUCCAUGAAACUCUUAUCAAAGCAAUCAACGGAAAUGCUGAAUGAAAUUUGUAUCCGAUGGCGGCUUCCGACUUUCUCUCGCAUUGUUCUAUUCUUGGAUGUCAUGCAGUCCAAGUUUGUGGAUAAUGAGAUUGAUCUCACUACCCUGGACUCAGCAUUUACCUUUGCGAAAGAGUCACCUCCAGCUGAGAUCCGUAACAAACGCAGCAGCUUUGUGGCUCCAUCUGUUUUUGACCGCCAUAGAUGGACUGUUCAUGACCUCCAAAUGAUGCAGAAUCUCCUUGCCAAGAUCCACGAAGCCUUACUUCGGGAGCUUUAUGAUGUGAUGAUGGACUGUUUUGAAACAAAACCACGCCCACUUGGACCUGUAAUGUAUGUGCUUGAGAAUCACAUCCAACUGGAUCCAAGUUAUACAGAGAACCCCGAGGACCUUGGUCGAUUCGGCUCCUAUGUACAAGACGGCCUUGCUCAGAAAGCGACCGAGAAGUACCAAAGACUUUUGAGUCAGUUGAUUUCUGUUAAUCAGGAAGAUUGGCAGGUCGACGAUAUCAUUCAGUUGGGUGAUGCCAUUUCCAAGCUCGCACUGAAGAUUCAAAAGCGGUACAGGAACAACCCUGAGAUUAUGGGCGUCAACCCAUAUACAACUCUAUGCCUCAACGUGCUUCCCAUGUUUGCUGAAGAUGCGCAAGAAAUGGUCAUCCGAAUCAUCGAGCAAACCAAGGCUAGGGAUGAAGAAAUCGCUGUUGAGGAUGGUUUCGCGUUGUACAGAGCCCUUGCUACAAUUAGGCGUUUGUUUACUAGCACGAUCCCUCAAGACCCUUUCCCAUUCCAUAUCGAGGGUCUUCUGGAAGAAUUCGUCUGGAGAUGGUUGCGUUUGACAGACCAGAGUGUUAUGGAAUGGGUAAAUCAAGCUAUGAGACAGGAUGCUUUCUCUGUACGGGCAGACGAAGCGUCCGAGGACGUCCCAGAGGAUUCCCGGCACAGUGUCUCCGUUAUUGAUGUCUUCCGGUCAUUCAAUGAAGUGGUGGAGAAAUUGAUACAGCUAGAGUGGGACGAUGAUCUUCAAUACGCAAAAUUCAUGACGGCAUUAUCCAGCUCCAUUGGAAAAGGUGUCGCGAAAUAUUGUGAAUUCUUGGAACAAAUGUUCGCCCGGGAGAUGGAUCGACUCACGCCAGAGCAGGAGGCCGCAUUGAAUCAGACCACUCAAGAGAAGUUUAUGCAAUUUGCCAAAGAUACGUGGACGAGCAAGGACAAGAUUGAACCGUUCCAAUUCUCCUCAGAGUCCCUGGUGAAAUUGAACAACAUCGAGUUUGCCCUUCAGCAAUUGGAUAAGCUCGAACGUGAGAUCAACGUCGAUGCUUGUGCCGAUGUAAUUGCACAGCAUAGCCCUCCGUUGCUUAAGAAGGUUCGCAAGUCGACCACCUAUGUCUUUACGAUCAAGGUUGUUGAGGCAGAGGACCUAAAGGCUUGUGACAUGAAUGGUGGCAGUGAUCCGUACGUAGUCCUGACGGACGAAUAUCAAAAACGGAUUGCCAAGACCCGCAUCAUCUACAACAACCUCAACCCCCGCUGGGAAGACUCUGUGGAUAUCACCACUCAGGGUCCUUUGAACAUAAUCGCUACGAUCUGGGACUGGGAUGCGGUUGGCGAUCACGAUUACGUUGGUCGAACAUCUAUCAAACUUGAUCCAGUCCACUUCGGUGACUUCUUGCCAAGGGAGUACUGGCUUGAUCUGGACACCCAAGGUAGACUCUUGCUUCGUGUCAGCAUGGAGGGUGAGCGUGAUGAUAUCCAGUUUUACUUUGGUAAGGCUUUCCGUACGCUGAAACGAACAGAAAGGGAUAUGACUCGGAGGAUUACUGAGAAGCUUUCUGCGUAUAUCAGCUACUGUUUAUCACGCCGAACAUUGAAGUCUUUACUCUCUCGCGGGAUUAGCAUGUCAACUGUGUCCAAUUUUCUAAACCGCAACCGAGGGCCACAGAUUUCGACUGGCCCCACUCCAGCGGAGGUCGAAAAUGCUCUGAUGCCUUUGUUCGAUUACUUCAAUGAUAACUUUGCCAUCAUGAACAAAACAUUAACCGGAGAGGCCAUGAAAAUGGUCAUGGCUCGUUUGUGGAAAGAGGUCCUUGCAACUAUCGAAAGUUUGCUGGUUCCACCUCUGUCCGAUAAGCCGUCCCACCAGAAGCCAUUGACAAUCCAAGAGGUGGAUAUUGUAUCACGCUGGCUCGUGCUGCUGCUGAGCUUCUUCCAUGCGGUGGAUGAAGACACCGGAGACGCUGGUGGUGUUGCCAUCGAUAUUUUGAAAUCCCCCAAGUACCAUGAGAUUCAAAGCUUGAACUUUUUCUACUUUGAGCCCACUGAGAACUUGAUUCGCACUUCGGAGAGAAUGGCCUCAGCAACUGUGAAUCGCCAACAAGCAAAUCGCAACCGUACCUCUGCCCCCGCUCAUCUUGGAGCCACUGGUCCCAGCUAUGGGGGUCUGGGUGUACCUGCUGCCCGUCGCGCAAAGAGCAUCAUGCUCUCCCGGAACCUAGGUACCAUGAAGAAGAUGAAGGAAGAGAAGCGCCGUGACGCUCAGGCUGAUCCCAAUGACGACAUGAUUCUGCGCAUUCUUCGCAUGCGUCCUGAGGCUGCCGGCUACCUCCGUGAUCGCAGCCGUCAAAAGGAAAGACUUGCUGCUGCGGCUGCGGCUGAUGCCAUUGUGAAGCAAAGCUUGAUGGCCGGGGUUGGCAGCCGAAUGAGUGGGACGAUUCCCCAGCGCUGA
Penicillium verhagenii is the source of this 4071-nucleotide messenger RNA. Its product is annotated as C2 domain protein. The coding region runs from base 1 to 4071 and encodes 1356 amino acids. NCBI's taxonomy places the organism in Eukaryota, Fungi, Ascomycota, Eurotiomycetes, Eurotiales, Aspergillaceae. The transcript has 3 exons. The record is from RefSeq and is a predicted model, not a curated record.